Macrosteles quadrilineatus (aster leafhopper) is the source of this 1833-nucleotide messenger RNA. Its product is annotated as urokinase-type plasminogen activator-like. Gene Ontology annotation, biological process: proteolysis. The transcript is spliced from 4 exons. The record is from RefSeq and is a predicted model, not a curated record. Bases 886 to 1833 code for a protein of 315 amino acids. Gene Ontology annotation, molecular function: serine-type endopeptidase activity. NCBI's taxonomy places the organism in Eukaryota, Metazoa, Arthropoda, Insecta, Hemiptera, Cicadellidae.
UCAAAAUCAUCAAUGAAAUUGAUACUUGGAUUAUUUACUUUCUAUUUUCAAACAAUAGUCGUAUUUAACCAAAAUGUAGCCGGGGAAACAAAUGGAGAACAGACCCAAACUUUAUCAACAGGAACCAACCAUUCUAACGAUGAAACACAUCUAUUAAAUACCAACCGAAGUACUGAUGUCAAUUUUACUAAAAAUGUUAAGGAUAUGCACAUUGUUUAUGCUUUGGAGAGAACUCAAGAUGUACCUGUAACAAAUUCUACAAGUCUAGAGAACACAAAAUUAGUGCAUUUUAAAGUCAACAAGACAAAAAAGAUUGUCUUCAACCAAAUUGAGAUUCCUAGCAAAGUCGUUGAAGACGGAGUUACAACGACAUCUAAAAAUGAUAUGCAUAAAGCAACAUUUGAAUCAGACGUCAUCCAAGCAGAACCCGAAGGGUCUUUCAAUAAUGGUCAAAACGUAGAUAUCGCUAUGCAUCGCUCAGACGUCGGGCACACGGAAGGCACUGAAUUCAACGUCACCCAAACAGAAGGUUUGCAUAGUAAGCCAACUGCAUAUUUUAACGAAGAUGGAAAUUUGAACAAUUUGACUCAUCCCACUGAAAAAUUUCAAUUUGACAACAAAAAAUAACAGAAAAUCUUGCACGACUCGCAGUUUAACAGUGAAAACAGUGAAUACCCAGACACUUUCGACUGGAGAAGAAGAGAAGAUUCUUACAAUCUGACAGAACCAGAGCAAUCCCCGUAUUCUGUGCUCCUCAUCGUAGUACGAGGCGGUGAAGUGGCAGGUCGGUGCACAUGUUCGAUCAUAACUGAGGAAUGGGUCUUGACAGCGGCACAUUGCCUCGUUGAGGGUGAAAAAUGUAUAGUAUACGCCGGGGGUCACUCGAUGGAGGAGUUAAAAAAAUUCGUAAAUGGAAGCGGCCCCAGGCCUCCUACAGCCCAGCUGCUCCAAUCCUCUAGUUUUAUCAUUCAUCCUCGGUAUGGGGGAGAAGAUUUUGACGUGGGGCUGAUCAAAGUGAAGGGAAAGUUCAACUUUACGCGGGCUGUGAGCUCGAUACAGCUGACCACGACACCUUGGAUGGAGAGUUACCAUGGAUAUACGACGUGCGUUUUUACGGGAUUCGGUACUGUUCAGAUAGGAGAGGAGAACAAGGACGAUGGCUACAGGAAGACGACUCGUCUGGAGAUUAAAAGCCCUUGCCUCUGCUCGUUCAAUCUGCGCAUGCGAUUUGGAUCAGAGACGGCCAGCAGGUACCUCUGUACCAAGCCCAAGCUGGACUACGGCAUGUGUCCCGGAGAUUCUGGUGGAGGUUUGCUGUGUGGAGGGAAGUUACGAGGAGUGACCAUGAUGGGAGUCAGGAUAGACGACAUGAAGAACUGUGAUAUGUCUAUUAUUGCUGGCAUGCAAUGCGGAGGCAUGAAUUCUAUCAGUGUGUUUCAGGAUAUCUGUCCAUUUCUUCCAUGGAUCAAUGAGCACACGAACGUCUUCAAUGGAACGAAAAUCUCGAAGAAAUGUAAAUAUAGUGGAUCAGCACGAACUAAUAACUCAUAUGGUUUAUUAUUUAUUAAUAUCGUAUUGAUUGUUUUAAUAAAUUCAUUUCUCAGAUGCGCCACACACGGAGACGGUCCUCUGCGGAUCUCUUCAUCACCUCGGGCUUCGCCCCUCCGGAGUUAUCAGUCAGGGGACGCUAGAUACCAUCACUCGGCUUCUGUCCACGGUGACGGAUCCCACCUAACUCACGGGAUAACCAUCUCCCUAUCACGGCUACAACUACAAAUUGGACCUCACACCUCAAGCCUCAAUCUGAUCGGGUGGAUUGAAAUACAGGCGUAG